Molecule: messenger RNA, 1665 nt
Organism: Acanthochromis polyacanthus (spiny chromis)
Lineage: Eukaryota; Metazoa; Chordata; Actinopteri; Pomacentridae
Product: transmembrane protein 158
Exons: 1
Coding region: 382-1071 (229 amino acids)
Source: RefSeq, a predicted model, not a curated record
UCUGUCCCUGCGCACUGGAGACUCUCCCCUCGCUACUCCUCUGUGUUUUGGUCUCUGCGCUCACACCUGAAGUGGCGGAGAGUCGGUGGAGCUCGGAUCUGUGCGCGCAGCAGCUCAGCUCCUCCUGUACUGCGACCACAGCAUUUGGAGAACAAGAACGGGAGGAAAACAUCCAGAAGGAGGGAGGAGGAGGAGGGAGAUGCGCGCAUGUGACAGGCUUUGGACAUUUCCAUUUCUACACGGCGGGCAGGGAAUUGAGUCUCUCCGCGGGGAGCUGCGUUUUUAAAAAUCACCAGCGACUGGCGUUUUCAAACAUUGCGCAUCUCCGUCCGCCGCGGAUUGUCACAGCACCAUGCGAGCAGGAGAGACGCACCCUGUGCCAUGCUGAACAACUCCGCGACUCUCCUGCUGGCUCUGACCGCCGCGGCCGUACUUCUCCCGCGAUGCCAGGGCUGGAGCGACGAUGACCUGCUGCUGCCGCCCAUCAACUCCUCCAACAGGUUCCUGGCCAACCUGGAGGUGGACGUGCGCUUCUCCAAGAGGUCCGUGGAGGAGAGCGACGCCUCCUCCCUGCAGACUAUGUCCCAGUGCAACGUGAGCGUCCAGCGGCUGCAGCCCACCUCGCUGGUGGCGCGCUGGGACAGCAGCUUCGGCUACCAGUGCGACGUGCUCAUCUACACCACCAACAACCACGGCAGGGCUUUUUUCUCCGCCUCCUUCAACCGGGCGAUCUCCCCGGUUGUCAUCGAGCACCUCGGGGUCACCGGGGGUCAGCAGGAGCUCCGGCUGUGCGUCGGCUGCGGGAUGUCCCGGUACCGGAGGUUCGGUCAGGGCCGGCUGCGGGGCCAGCAGAGCGGGGAUCAGGUCACUUUCUGCUGCGUGGAUUUCAGCCUCGACGAGCUGAAGGGGGACAAAAGUUGGAGGCUGAACAGAAAACCCAUCGAGUCGACACUUGUGGCUUGUUUCAUGACUUUGGUCAUCAUUGUGUGGAGUGUUGCUGCUCUCAUAUGGCCGGUACCGAUCAUUGCAGGAUUUCUGCCUAAUGGGAUGGAGCAGAGGAGACCGAGAUAAUUGAAAUAAUCAUCAUAAUUAUAGCCUGUGCUGCCUAUACUAUAAUUGUAGCCAUUCAAUUGUUCACAUGAAUGAAUGAUUGCGGAGAACUUUUUGAUCAGAGGCUUUAGUUUGGGGUGUUCUUGAACCCUUCCUCAAGGUAAAGUAUGGAGGAUUAUUCUACUAGCCAAUCUAUACUGGGACCAAUGUGUUUUGUAUACCCGUGUAGGCCUUCCUAUAGAUUAUGUCAGCGUAAACUGUGCAAAACUUUUCUCUAUUUAAACAGUGUUUGUAUAGUUUUUAAUCUUUAUAGAAAGUUUUUUGCCUUAUCACAUGUGUAGGACUUUUGCACUGAAAACGGUGCGUAAAUUGUGCCGUCACAUCCAGUAUACAGUAUCUAACCUAUAGUCAUGCUCAUAUAGAAAUCAGUGUAAUAGGGUAUUUUCCAAUAAAUUCUGACACAUAGAUGUUGUUUAUGACUGAUAUAGAGAGAAUUUCAAUACUUAUAUUGUUAGAUUUCUACUGUCAGGUUCAAUAUAAGUGUUUAUUUGUAUAAAUGUUCCAACAGUUUAAAUGGAAAUAAAAAUCGAUUACAGGCUGUAGCCUAACAGAUUC